AUGAUUCUUGGGACAAUAAGCACUACUGGGAAUCAAAUAACCAAGGCUUCAACAAAUAUAGUCAUGGGAGAAGCAAUUGAUGCUUUUAGAGGAAAUGGUAACGCUAAACAUGUAGUUUAUGAAGUUUCCAAGGUGUCUCUGAAGUUUGCAAUACUAGGUGUAGCUUUCUUUCUGGCAGCAUUUUUACGAGCUAUUCAUGCAUGCACUAUUACAGAGGUGGCUUGUUGGGUGUCCAAUGGGGAGAGGCAAGUAGCGAGAAUAAGAGGCGUAUACCUCAAAGCAAUUUCGAGGCAAGAUAUCAGAUUCUUUGACAAGGAAACCAAUACUGGUGAGGUUGUUGGAAGGAUGUCAGGUGACACAGUUCUUCUUAUUCAAGAAGCCAUGGGAGAGAGGGUAUUAAUGGACUACUCUUCAAGUCCCAAAGAGGUACAGUAUAGCGUCAAGGGUUGGCUCCUAACUCUGGUUCUUCUAUCUUGUAUUCCACCUCUUGUUCUCUCCAACUCGAUAAUGAGCUUUACUUUCGCAAAGUUGGCAUCCCGUGGACAAGCAGCUUAUUCUGAAGCAGCACAAGCAGCAACGGUAGUAGAUCGCACAAUUGGUUUAAUUCGAACUGAUGAGAAUCAAGUUAUAGCUCAAUACGAUCAACCCUUAAUCAAAGCUUACAGGACUGCAGUGCAAGACGGCAUGGCUGCUGGCUUAGUGGUUCAAGAUAUUGCUACAGUAAUUAUAGCCUUCGCAAUUGCCUUUGAGGCAAACUGGCAGCUUUCUCUCAUCAUUAUUGUUUUGCUACCUCUAUUAUUAGUAAAUGGACAACUGCAAAUGGGCUCCAUGCAAGGAUUUGUCAGUGAUGCAAAGGUUUGCAAAUCCAAAGGUAAGUCCAAUUCAAGUGGUUGGAAUGAUGUGGCAAGGAAAGGAUAUUGUCUCCUGUGUUUAAUUAGUACUAACAUCCAUUUGAUCAAUGUUCAAUGUGCUGUAUAUGUUGCAGUAUGGAAUAUCAGAACAGUAGCUUCUUUCUGUGCAGAAGAGAAGGUGCUGGAGUUAUACCAGAAGAAAUGUUCAGGACCCAUCCAGACAGGCAUAAAGCAAGCUUUUAUGCUGCAGCCCGACUUGUUGAGAAUGGCAAAACAUCAAUCUCAGAUUGAUGUUUUCCGAGUAUUUUUCACUCUCACAAUGGCAGCAAUAGCAAUGUUACAAUCUGGCUUCAGGGCCCCGGGUGCGAGCAAAGCAAAAAAUUCUAUGGCUUCUACAUUUUCUAUUCUUGAGCAGAAAUCAAAUAUAGACCCCAGUGAUGAGUCCGGAAUGAUGUUGCAAGAAGUGAGGGGAGAGAUUGAGUUUCACCAUGUCACUUUCAAGUACCCAACCAGGCUUAAUGUGCUUGUGUUCAGAUAUCUCUCCUUCACCAUUCAUGCAGGAGAGGAAAACAUGAGUCUUUUUAAACAAAAUUAUCUAGGUCUCUCUUUAGGGAGAAUCUUAGAGUUUGAUUAUACUGAUGGAAAUCAGACAGUUGCUCUAGCUGGAGAAAGUGGAAGUGGAAAGUCAAUAAUAAUCACAUUGUUGCAAAGAUUUUAUGACCCAGAAUCAGGUCAGAUUACACUAGAUGGAUCAGAAAUCCGAAAUCUACAACUUAAACGGUUUAGGCAGCAGAUGGGCCUGGUAAGCCAGGAACCAAUAUUGUUUAAUGAAUCCAUCCGAGCAAAUGCCCACACGUUCAUUAGCAGUUUGCAACAGCUUGACAAACAUUCGGGUUCAACCCAUCUGAGGGAUCACUCUCUGCUACAGAGAGCAGUCAAACUUGGUGCACAGAUGAUGGCCAUUGUGACAUUCACGUCAUCUCACAAAUCACUUACAUUGAAGUUCUUAUAA
Messenger RNA from Sphenostylis stenocarpa, 1863 nucleotides. The record is from the annotation of a GenBank genome assembly. NCBI's taxonomy places the organism in Eukaryota, Viridiplantae, Streptophyta, Magnoliopsida, Fabales, Fabaceae.